CGAUCCCUCUCCACGGUGUUCCUUUAACUGCGGUCCCACCCCGCUCGCUUCCCGGGCCGCAGGCCGGGGGCGGUGCGCGCUCCGCGCCAUGGCGGGCGCUGCGGCCCGGGGCCCGCUGCCGCUGCCCUGCCUGCCGCUCCUGCCGCUGCUCCUGCCGCUGCUCCUGCCGCUGCCGGCCGCCAGCGCCGAGCCCCAGCUGCGCUUCAGGCCGCCGGCCGAGGCCCCCGUGCGGCUCUUCACCGAGCCCGAGCUGGCCAGAUACGACGGGCAGCAGGAAGGACAGCCCAUCUACCUGGCGGUGAAGGGAGUAGUGUUUGAUGUCACCUCUGGAAAAGAAUUUUAUGGAAAAGGAGCCCCAUACAAUGCUUUGGUUGGAAAAGACUCAACAAGAGGAGUUGCAAAGAUGUCUCUGGAUCCAGCAGAUCUUACACAUGACACAACAGGACUCACAGAGGAGGAACUGAAGUCCCUGGAUGACAUCUUCAAUAAUGUUUAUAAAGCCAAAUAUCCAAUUGUUGGCUAUACUUCUCGGCGAAUUCUGAAUGAGGAUGGCAGCCCCAAUCUGGACUUUAAACCUGAAGAUCAGCCACAUUUCAGCAUUAAAGAUGAGUUUUGAGGAACAUUUUUGUACCUAGAGAAUGCCUGGGCAGAGGCACAGCAGAACAUUAAAUUAAUUCCCUGUGUUGUGGAGUUCAUUACUACAAGUAGCUACCAUGAGUCAGUUCUCUGCUCAGAAAAUAAGUGUGUAUGUACACACAUAGCAUAGAGGAAACGAACAGAUCUGUAGUAGAGUCAUACACCUGGGCUGUUUGCUGGGAAUUACAGGAAUUAUUUAACCUGCAAGUUCUUUCUGCCAGGAUUUCUCUGUUAAGAAGUGUAUAAUGUAAAACUACGUUCCUUAGAAGAAAGAAGAAAGCUUUUAAUAAUUGAAAUAUGAGUGGUCUUUUUGUAAAUCCCAAGUUGUUUCCCACUCCUUGGAAAAGUGUAAGUUAAUCAUCUGGACAAGCUAACAUCAAUUCUCUGUGCUUCAUGUGGAUGUAGGUAUCACAAGUGCAGACAGGUGCAACACAUGACAUACAGGCUUAUAAGCACAAAAGCAUUAUGGAGUGUAAUAUUUGAUGGGUUUGAGAAUACUGGAUAUAAAGCCACUCAGUCUCCUCAAAUGCAGUUACUGUGGAGUAUUUCUACAAAGCCUACAGCUGUAAACUGAGAAAAAUAAAUCUUUUUUCCCCCAUGAGGACUACUGUGACAUUUUAAAUAAGACUGUUACGUUAGGUUUGGAUAAAUGACACUUUACUUUUUAAAAAUAAUUAUCAAAGAUGUUAUCUAUAUUAGAUUAUGAUGAUUUCGUUCUGCCUUUCUCCAAUCUUUCUCUGACAAAAAGAGGAAAUCAUAGCCCCCUGUUUGUCACAUACUCUUACAGCACAGGUUUAUUGUAGCAGCUUAGUGUCCUGUGAACAUUGUUAUGUCCUGUGAGCAUUUUUAUAUUAACAAUUUCAGAUCUCAUUUUUUAUGUCUCUUAGUUUUUCUUUGUUCUUACCCUGGCUUCAUCACUGCUGUUUUAAUGAAGCGUGCAGUGCCAUGUUCCUCUUCCUCUUAACCUGAUACAGAACUGCAGAUCCUGCAGUGUGAAAGCAGACCCCCUUGGUGACAUUUCCCUGGCAGCCUUCCAGCAACAAGAGGACUGUAAAAUCCUGAGCUGUAUAAAUUGCUGCUAACCCCUGACUUUCACUAACUUAAGUAGAAUGUGAAUUGUCCCAUAUGUGCAUUUAUCUGUCACUGUCACCAUUUUGAUUAAUAUGGGAAAAACUAAACAGCUGCUUCUGAUUCUGUAUUAAUAAUGCAGAUAUAAUAAAAAUAGGAUUCGGUAUUGUUGUGCUAUUUCUUAAGCAUUUUGGUAACUUUCUAUGAAGGGAAGAUUUUAUUAGAUGAUUCUCCACUUUCUAGCUUGCAGAGGACAGCUGCCUGUCUGUUGAAUAACUAGAAAAGCUGUUUCUAUGUAUUUGCCCAUUCUUUCACAGUGUUACAGAUUUUAUUCUAGAUUUGUUCUGUUUCUCACCAUCAGACCACUUCAUUUGCAGGAGGGACUUCGGGGACCCUCCCACUGUUGGAUGGUGCUCUGAGAAGAAAAAAUAAAUCAGCAUCUAAGAAAUUA
Molecule: messenger RNA, 2155 nt
Organism: Motacilla alba alba
Lineage: Eukaryota; Metazoa; Chordata; Aves; Passeriformes; Motacillidae
Gene: NENF
Product: neudesin neurotrophic factor
Exons: 4
Coding region: 89-616 (175 amino acids)
Cellular component (GO): endomembrane system; membrane
Source: RefSeq, a predicted model, not a curated record